AUGACAGCACGCUUAUCGCUUUUUGACCCGCCAUCAGAGUCUCCAUGGGCUGGAGAACGCUCUGCAGUGCCCCCACCGACCCUGCACGAAAGCCAGUACCCUGCGCAAGAUCCGUCACACCCUCCUCAGUCAGCAGCUGGGUUUACGAACGCUCAGUCUCCUUUCCAACCGCCUCAGACGACACCUUGUGAUAAUCCAAAUGCAUAUCCUCCACAAUUGCAUCAGCAAGGGAAACAAGCAAACCUAUCACCAUGGAAUGAAAUAGGUACUCCUGCUACUGUUUCUACUGCAAAUACUGGGUCUUCACAUGCUCUCAUUGACCUCAAUGAGGCAUCGGAUGCACAUAUACAAACGAACCAGCGUACGGCGGCAUCAUCUGUGUAUUCCGAUAUGAACGGGGGUCAGCCACAUCCAAUGCCAUCAGAGAACAGCCAGCUAGGCCCUGCUCCACCUCUUCCUGAACGCUCAAAUAUUUCACAGCCUGGUCAACCGAUUUCUGGUACUCCAGUCUCCGAAGCUGAAGCACAGAAUCAGCAUGAACAGAGAUCUGAAACUUAUUCGAUCAGGCAUGUCAAUUGGACUGACGCCACAGGAAAGCUGCGCGACUGCCCGAUUCUCGCUCAAAAUAAAAAUGGACCAUGCCCAUUGCUAGCGCUUGUUAAUGCUCUCGUGCUGCGCUCAAGCCCCGAUUCUCAGCCUCCUAUAGUCAGAGCGCUACAAACACGAGAACAGAUAUCUCUUGGUUUGUUGAUCGAAGCUUUAUUCGACGAGUUAACAACAUGCUUGGGGCCAGACGACGAGCUUCCAGACAUCGAAGCCCUGAGUAGAUUCUUGACUAUGCUCCAUACGGGCAUGAAUGUCAAUCCACGACUCACACUGGGAUCUAGCGAUUCGGUGGGCACGUUUUUAGAAACUAGUGAUAUUAAGUUUUAUGGCACUUUCGGUGUCCCGCUGCUACACGGUUGGGUCGCUGAGCCGUCUACAGAAGCGGAUGGGGCGUUGACACGUGUGGCACAAUUUUAUGAAGACAUCCAACUUCUUCCCUUUCGCAAACAAGAACUUGAGGAUCGGGUAUUUCGAGGCGGGUCACUCACCCCAGAGGAAGAGCAAAGCAUGAAAGAUAUUCAAAUCAUUCAGCAUUUUACGGAGAUCGAGAAUGCCACCCAGCUCAGCACAUUCGGGAUUCAACACUUGACAGAAAAGCUGCCGCCAGGGUCACUAUCGAUUCUAUUCCGUAAUGACCACUUCUCCACCCUCUAUAAACACUCUCAGAACCAUCAGCUUUUCACACUAGUCACUGACGCUGGAUACUCCCAUCGGGCGGAAAUCGUAUGGGAAUCUCUCGUUGAUGUCAAUGGAUCUCAGUCCGGCUUCUUUGCGGGUGAUUUCCGCCCUGUCAGCCAUACCUCGACCGGAGCCUCCGAUCCAUCCGGUCCAAGGACGUCCAGCAAUACUAGACAUUCUGGAGUCUCCUCGGCAGUCUCACAUGAGCAGCAGGGCAGAGCAUUGUCUCCACAGGAGCAGGCUGAUGCAGAUUAUGCUUACGCCUUGUCCCUUCAACUACAGGAGGAAGAGCAGCAAGCCAGUGGCAGGACUCCCCGUGACCGUAAUCAGCGAGCUUCCGUUCCGUACUAUCCUCAAGGGUCCUCCGAGGGACCAGCUCCUGCUCGCCACCGCUCUACAGGCCAUCGUCCUUCACAUCAACCUAGACGACACUCGCCGUCUCGGGACGCUGAUGACGUUCCGCCACCUUCUUAUGAGCAGGUAGCCAAUAAUGCGGCCUAUCAGUCACCUCCACGAAGUUCCAACAACAGAGCUGCGCCUUAUGUGGCUCCUUAUCAGAUAGCCCAGUUCGGAAGACGACCGCCAGGUGUGCCUAUAGCAAUCGGACCAUCGGAUCGCCCUAAAGAUCGAAAUAAAGAUUGUAUUGUCAUGUGA
Aspergillus oryzae RIB40 is the source of this 1938-nucleotide messenger RNA. RefSeq lists its product as uncharacterized. The transcript has 2 exons. NCBI's taxonomy places the organism in Eukaryota, Fungi, Ascomycota, Eurotiomycetes, Eurotiales, Aspergillaceae. Gene Ontology annotation, biological process: protein K48-linked deubiquitination. Gene Ontology annotation, cellular component: cell periphery; cytosol. Bases 1 to 1938 code for a protein of 645 amino acids. Gene Ontology annotation, molecular function: K48-linked deubiquitinase activity; cysteine-type carboxypeptidase activity; cysteine-type deubiquitinase activity. The record is from RefSeq and is a predicted model, not a curated record.